GGUUACUUGAACGGAGGCGAUGAGUUGGCCAGACCUGGACCUGCCAUCGACUGGCCAUCGCAACCUCCUCGGCGAUGGAUACGAUGCUAGCCGCCAGCGCAUUGCGCUGCCAUUGCCUCCAUCGUCGCGCAUCGGCCUCUAUCCCAUCACGGCCGGCGACGAAGGCUUGACGCUAGGCCCUGGCACGCUUCUGCACGACGACAGCGCAAGCAGCGACCCAUUUCGCUGCAUGGCCUGGAACAACGGCAAGGAUACGUACGUGGCCAUGGCGACGCAGCGCCAUGUCGAGAUUCACGACGCCCAGGGAGCUCCGACGCGCUGCCUCCAUUGGGUGGCACCGGCCCGUGUCCUCCACAUCACAUGGCAUCCAUCGCGUUCGCUGUUGGCGGUGCACAUGCUUGGCCGCGUCCAGUUCCUCACGCCCUUGAUGGCCCUCGAUGGCGAUUUGGUUACCUUGCCCUGGGCGACCGCGGCCAAGCAAUCGUCGUGCUGGAACGAUGCGGGCACUGCCCUCGUCAUAGCUGCCGGCACAAGCGCCCGUGUCUUCUCCUGGCCGAGCAGUGCGACAAUCGGUCCGUACGCGCCGCCGCAGGAAGACGUCCUGUGCGACGUCGACGGUGCCACGUGCGGCGCCAUCACGGCCAUUGGCUGCCUCGGCGAUGACACCUUUUUGCUGGCGACCGAGGUCAAGACCCACUUGCGACCGACGAUGGCGACGCCUGCUGCAGGCUUCACCAUCCGCGCCCGACCCAGUGAUGACCCAUUGACGACAGUGGUCGACGCAAGCAGCGGUAUCGUGGACCUCAUGCACAUUACAAAGUCAUCUGCGCCCUCGUCGCUGCUCGUGCUGCCGGAGCUCCAUGAGCCUGCUGAAGAGGCCGGCCCGCACAGCGCGACGCCGGCGCUGGUCGCCCAGGCCCACUGUGUCAUUUGGAAAAGCGCUUCCUCGUCCAUCGUGUCUUCCGUGCCCCUCACGGCGUUCGCGAUUCCCACGUUCCUGCACUGUCAUCGAGGUCAUGCUGCGCUCGGAUCGCAUGCGUCGGGGGCCAUCGUGCUUCUUCGCGUCGUGGACGAUGCAAUCGAGCUGGUCGAGACGAUGCUGCCGACUGAAGACGAAGACGGCCGCGUCCUGCGUGGGCUGCGCCUCGGCGACGAGGCCAUUGACGUCUUGGAUACUCUCAAGCCCACGCGCCUCUUCUUUACGCCGACGCUCAAGACAUGUUCGAUUCGAUCGCGUCGCUUGCCGCUGACCAGUUCGCUGCGUGUCCCACCUCCCGCGGCCGUCGCGGACGGACCUGGUCUCGCGCUGCUCCUCGACCGACUACAGUCGCAUCUCGACGCUCGCUUCGAUCGCAUCGAGGCCAGCAUGGUGGCGCUUGGCAGUCGGCUCGCGCAGAUCGAAGCUCGUCUCGCCGCGCCGUAAUCAGGUGUUGAUCAAUGCAGUGGCUCGUCGAUACGCGUCUUGACAUGGCGCCCGUCGCCGCAUGACAGCGCUGCCUUGGCUACGCCCACACAUACGUCUCGUCGCCUUGGCUCGUCGGCCCAUGUCGGUCGGAGGGAGGAAGUGGCAAUGGCGCUGCGCCCGCUCGCGACCGCUUCUCAAAAUCUCGAAGGAUGGAUCCCACUGCGUCCAAAAAUUGGAUUCGAUUUCGAAGGGCGGUCGUAUUUUUUAUUUUAUGACGCGAGCCUAUACAAAC
Saprolegnia diclina VS20 is the source of this 1697-nucleotide messenger RNA. RefSeq lists its product as hypothetical. Lineage: Eukaryota; Oomycota; Saprolegniomycetes; Saprolegniales; Saprolegniaceae. The coding region runs from base 20 to 1423 and encodes 467 amino acids. The record is from RefSeq and is a predicted model, not a curated record. The transcript has 8 exons.